Carlito syrichta (Philippine tarsier) is the source of this 858-nucleotide messenger RNA. RefSeq names its product myelin-associated oligodendrocyte basic protein (gene MOBP). Gene Ontology annotation, molecular function: myosin binding; actin binding. The coding region runs from base 247 to 711 and encodes 154 amino acids. Gene Ontology annotation, cellular component: cortical actin cytoskeleton. The transcript has 5 exons. The record is from RefSeq and is a predicted model, not a curated record. NCBI's taxonomy places the organism in Eukaryota, Metazoa, Chordata, Mammalia, Primates, Tarsiidae.
UCUUGGCUGAGGACCCAUCAAAAACACCUUGUGUAAUAAAAAACCCAGAUCUAUAAUCUCUCCCUAUAUAUUCUGCAUACACUGAGAUAGCCUCAACCCUUCAGGGACCUGGCACAAACGUGGAACCUGUUUUACACAACAACUGCUAUUUGAAGGGAAAGAAAGAAAAACAGAAGCAAAUGAUACCAAGACAAGCUCAUAACAGAGAUCGAACCACCAGAUGUGUACGGAGAAAAACACAGUGAGAUGAGUCAGAAAACGGGGAAGGAGGGUCCCAGGCUCUCCAAAAACCAGAGGUUCUCCGAGCACUUCAGCAUACACUGCUGCCCGCCCUUCACCUUCCUCAACUCCAAGCGGGAGAUCGUGGAUCGGAAGUACAGCAUCUGCAAGAGCGGCUGCUUCUACCAGAAGAAGGAGGAGGACUGGAUCUGCUGCGCCUGCCAGAAGACCAGAACCAGCCGCCGUGCAACGUCCCCUCAGAGGCCCAAGCAACAGCCAGCUGCGCCCCCCGCGGUGGUCAGAGCACCAGCCAAGCCACGGUCCCCUCCUCCGAGGUCUGAGCGUCAGCCACGCCCCCGCCCCGAGGCCCGACCACCGCCGGCCAAGCAGCGCCCCCCUCAGAAGGCCAAGCAACAGCCGCGCAGCAGCCCCCUCAGAGGGCCAGGCGCCAGCCGUGGGGGGUCUCCCAUCAAAGCUUCUAGGUUCUGGUAACACCAUCUCUUCCCUUUUGUUCCCCCAGUCCUAAGGUUAGUAGCUGCUUCCUGUAUUUACUAACAUCCAGGCUAUCCCAACGGCUCUCUUUCAACCUCACCAAACCUGUGUAAUCAGCUCCCUGCAUUAAAUCCCCUCUGGUUGAAA